CAAGACGUGUCGGUUCUGUGUGUCAACACAUACCUAACCUACAAACGACUAAUUUUUCAAUGUAACUUUUGUUUACGCGGCAGUCCUAAAUGUACGGUGCGGCGAUACGAUAGCGUUAAAAAUGCAGCCCAACCUAGCACAAGUAAAAAAGAAACUAGAAGAAUGCGAACAGUCACAUUUGUUAAAAUUUUGGGAGGACUUGGACAGCAAAGAUCAGGACGAGUUUCUUAAAGAACUAAACGAAAUUCCACUUAAAAAUAUCAACAGUAUUUACAAGAAGGCCGUAAAAACCUUAAAUAAUGACGUCAAGCAGUUGAAUAAGUGCAUAGCUCCGAUACCGAGGGACCAAAUACAGGUGGCCAAAGAUGUAACUGAGAAGUUACUAGAAAAAUACUUAGAGCCUGCCUAUGAGGCGAUUUCGAAAAAUAAAGUGGCCGUUAUCCUUCUAGCGGGCGGACAAGGCACCCGUUUGGGAGUGCGCUACCCCAAAGGGAUGUUUUCUGUAGGUUUGCCCUCCGAGAAAACUCUAUUUCAACUUCAGGCGGAAAGAAUCAGGAGAGUACUAGAGCUGGCUAAUUCUAAAAAAGGAAGAAUAGGCAACAUCUGCUGGUACAUCAUGACCAGCGAGUCCACCGACCUACAAACCCAACAAUACCUGGAAGAACACAACUUUUUUGAGUUAAAACGCGAAAACAUUGUGAUUUUUCAACAAGGCGUACUCCCGUGCUUCGACAAUUUCGGUAAAAUCAUCCUCAGUAGUAAAAGAAGCAUCGCGAUGGCUCCGGAUGGAAAUGGAGGAAUAUACCGAGCGCUACAGAAAAACGGAAUACUUGAUGAUAUGGACCGACGUGGAAUCGAGUACGUUCACGUGUAUGGUGUUGAUAAUAUUUUGGUUAAAGUUGCUGAUCCAGCAUUUUUGGGCUACUGUAUAUCUAAAAAAGCUGACUGUGGAGCUAAAGUUAUCAAGAAGGCCGACCCGGCCGAACCAGUUGGGGUAAUAUGCAAGGUGGAUGGCAAAAUAAAAGUCGUGGAGUACAGUGAAAUUGAUUCCAAAUUGGCGAGUUUACGAGACGAAAACGGCGACUUGUUGUACAGCGCUGGAAGCAUCUGCAAUCAUUUUUUUACUACUCAGUUUCUUAAGAAAAUCGCCAAGAAUCACGAAGAGGAGAUACCACUUCAUGUAGCCAAAAAAAAGAUUGUCCAGUAUAAUGGAACCUUCAUACAUCCACAAUCACCAAAUGGAAUCAAAAUAGAAAAAUUUAUUUUUGACGUCUUUCAGUUUUCUGAAAAUUUUGCCACCUGGGAAGUGGAAGUCAAUCGUGAGUUCAGCCCAUUGAAAAAUGCUGAGGGUAAAGAUAGCCCAGCGACAGCUCGUAGGGAUCUUCUAAACCUGCAUAAAAUGUUUAUUGAAAAAGCAGGUGCAAAAUGCGAGAGCGAUGUCGAAAUUUCACCGCUCUUAUCUUAUAGCGGUGAAAACCUGGAUAAAUUUAGGGGCAAAAUAUUUAAAAGUCGGACCGUUAUAGGUCCAUCCGGCGACAUUAUUAAUGGUGAUUUUGGUAUUUAAUAUUUAUUAUUAUUGUAUUUAAUUGUGAUAAUUUAAUUAGCUUUAUAUUUUAACUUAUAAUAAUGUAUAAUACAUAAUCAUAUAAAACCCGUGUACAUAUUUUUUGUCCAUAAGCUAUGAUACUUACACGAAAAUUCCUAAUAUAAUUU
Molecule: messenger RNA, 1713 nt
Organism: Brassicogethes aeneus
Lineage: Eukaryota; Metazoa; Arthropoda; Insecta; Coleoptera; Nitidulidae
Source: the annotation of a GenBank genome assembly